AUGAUUCUGCUGCUGAUGAUGUUAGCCGUCCUGCAGCAACAGCAGCAGCAGCAGCAGCGGGCUCAUAUUCUGCUGCUGCGUUGUUCUUUGCUUGCAGCAGAACCAGCAGCAGCAGCAGCAGCUACUGCUGCGGUUUGUGGUGCGCUGGAUUGCCCACGUGUGCGGGAGCUGCUCAUUGCAGUGCGCUUUCGAGAGCAGCAUCAGUGCAGCAGCAGCAGCGGAAGCAACAGAAGCAGCAGCGGAAUAAGCAGCAGCAGAGGGAGCAAUGGAGGUGGCAGCUGCAGCAGCAGCUUGAGCAACGAAGCAGAAGCAACAGCUCCAGCUGCGAAAGCAGCAGCAGCUGGUGCAGCAGCCGAAGCAGCAGCAGCAGCGGAAGCAGGGGAAGCAGCCGGAGCAGCGGCAGCACCGGAAGCCGCAGCAGCAGCUGCAGCAGCGGAAGCAGCAGCAGCUGGUGCAGCAGCGGAAACAGCAGGAGCUGCUGCAGCAGCGGAAGCAGCAGCAACCGCUGCAGCAGCGGGAGCAGCAGCAGCAGCUGCGGCAACGAAAGCAGAAGCAGCAGCUGCAGCAACGAAAGCAACAGCAGCAGCGGAAGCAGCGGAAGCAGCAGCAGCACAGGAAGCAGCGGAAUCAGCAGCAGCUGGUGCAGCAGCGGAAUCAGCAGCACCUGAUGCAGCAGCGGAAGCAGCAACAGCUGCUGCAGCAACGAAAGCAGCAGCAAUAGCUGCAGCAGCUGCAGCAGCAGCUGCAGCAGCAGUAGUUGUAGCAGCUGGUGCAGCAGCGAAAGCAGCAGCAGCUGGUGCAGCAGCGAAAGCAGCAGCAGCAGCUGCAGCAGCUGGUGCAGCAGCUGUUGCAUCUGCAGCAGCUGUUGCAGCAGCAGCAGCUGCAGCAACGAAAGCAACAGCAGCAACUGCAGCAGCGAAAGCAGCAACAGCAGCUGCAGCAGCGGAAGCAGCAGCAGCUGUUGCAGCAGCGAAAGCAGCAGCAGCUGCUGCAGCAGCGAAAGCAGCAGCAGCUGCUGCAGCAGCGGAAGCAGCAGCAGCUGCUGCAGCAGAGGAAGCAGCAGCAGCUGUUGCAGCAGAGGAAGCAGCAGCAGCUGUUGCAGCAGCGAAAGCAACAACAGCUGCUGCUGCAGCGAAAGCAGCAACAGCUGCUGCAGCCGCGAAAGCAGCAACAGCUGCUGCAGCAGCGAAAGCAGCAACAGCUGCUGCAGCAGCGAAAGCAGCAACAGCUGCUGCUGCUUUUGGUAGCGGCUGCGCAGGACGAGUGUGCUGCUGA
Messenger RNA from Eimeria tenella, 1275 nucleotides. RefSeq lists its product as uncharacterized. Bases 1 to 1275 code for a protein of 424 amino acids. NCBI's taxonomy places the organism in Eukaryota, Apicomplexa, Conoidasida, Eucoccidiorida, Eimeriidae. The record is from RefSeq and is a predicted model, not a curated record. The transcript has a single exon.